AUGAGCGAACUCGACCAGCUGCGACAAGAGGCCGAGCAGCUCAAGAGCCAGAUCAGGGAGGCUCGAAAGGCUGCAAAUGACACCACGCUUGCCAGCGUGGCUUCUAAUCUGGAGCCUAUUGGACGAAUUCAAAUGAGAACGCGACGAACUUUGCGAGGACAUUUAGCCAAGAUUUAUGCUAUGCAUUGGGCAUCUGAUAGUCGUAAUCUAGUAUCCGCUUCACAAGAUGGAAAAUUAAUCGUCUGGGAUUCUUAUACUACUAAUAAGGUACAUGCCAUUCCUCUGCGAUCAUCUUGGGUCAUGACAUGUGCUUAUGCACCUUCUGGUAGUUUUGUUGCCUGCGGAGGUCUCGAUAACAUUUGUUCUAUAUAUUCUCUGAAGACAAGGGAAGGAAAUGUCAGAGUUUCCCGAGAACUUCCUGGUCAUACUGGUUAUCUCUCUUGCUGCCGAUUCUUGGAUGAUAACCAAAUUGUUACAUCUUCUGGUGAUAUGACCUGUGCUCUUUGGGACAUCGAAACGGGUCAACAGUGCACAGCUUUCACUGGACAUACUGGAGACGUUAUGUCGCUUAGUCUUAGUCCUGAUAUGCGAACAUUUAUCUCUGGAGCUUGUGAUGCCAGUGCUAAGCUUUGGGAUGUAAGAGAUGGACAGUGCAAGCAGACCUUCCCCGGACACGAAUCCGAUAUUAACGCGGUCGCUUUCUUCCCAUCUGGACAUGCGUUCGCCACCGGAUCCGACGAUGCCACCUGUCGGCUAUUUGAUAUUCGUGCUGAUCAGGAGCUUGCUAUGUAUUCUCAUGAUAACAUCAUCUGCGGAAUUACCAGUGUCGCCUUCUCCAAGUCUGGACGUCUCCUCUUCGCCGGUUACGAUGACUUCAAUUGUAACGUUUGGGAUUCAAUGAGACAAGAGCGAGCAGGAGUCUUGGCUGGCCACGACAACCGCGUAUCCUGUCUUGGAGUUACUGAAGAUGGAAUGGCAGUUUGCACGGGAUCAUGGGAUAGUUUCUUGAAAAUCUGGAACUAA
This is a messenger RNA of Auanema sp. JU1783, 1023 nucleotides long. The record is from the annotation of a GenBank genome assembly. NCBI's taxonomy places the organism in Eukaryota, Metazoa, Nematoda, Chromadorea, Rhabditida, Rhabditidae.